ACCUCAACAACAUUGUAUGAUUUAAACAUUAAAAUCCAAUUACAACUUAAUAAGAAAGAACAGUUUGAACAAGAAGAACAACUUAAUCAGAAUCCAACUGUUGGGUUGUCUAAUGUUGCAAACAACUUGGAUGAUGCAAAUUUUUAUGAAUUAUACAAUUCAGAUCAUGAGGAUAUGAUAAAUCCAACAAAUGAUAUAAGUUUUGCCAAAGACGAAUAUAAGUCUGUUAUAUCAAAUUUAGACUCAUUAAUUAAAUAUAUAGACUGGUCUAUCAUUCAAAAGGCCUUGGAUAUGCAAAAAAAAGCAGUUAGUUUGGCUCUUGAAACUGGUUGUGAAAAUGAAUUAAAUAAACUUUUGAGAGAUUGGAUUAAUGAAACUGAAAGAAAGACAAGUUACAAUUUAAAUGAGUCUAAUGAUAAGAACUUACCAAAUAUAACUAAUUCUUAUUUGACACGUAUGAAGAGUGCUUCUAAAAAAUAUUUAAAAAGCAUAUUAGAAAAUUAUGCUUCCAAAUGUCAUAAUCAAAAGACUGAUAAGCCAAUGCAAAGAAUUAAUAAAUAUACAGAAGAUUUGGGUAAUAAUAGGUAA
Messenger RNA from Cetraspora pellucida, 588 nucleotides. The record is from the annotation of a GenBank genome assembly. NCBI's taxonomy places the organism in Eukaryota, Fungi, Glomeromycota, Glomeromycetes, Diversisporales, Gigasporaceae.